Carlito syrichta (Philippine tarsier) is the source of this 699-nucleotide messenger RNA. Its product is annotated as zinc finger protein 823-like. NCBI's taxonomy places the organism in Eukaryota, Metazoa, Chordata, Mammalia, Primates, Tarsiidae. Gene Ontology annotation, cellular component: nucleus. The record is from RefSeq and is a predicted model, not a curated record. Gene Ontology annotation, biological process: regulation of transcription by RNA polymerase II. Gene Ontology annotation, molecular function: DNA-binding transcription factor activity, RNA polymerase II-specific; RNA polymerase II transcription regulatory region sequence-specific DNA binding. Bases 1 to 699 code for a protein of 232 amino acids. The transcript has 3 exons.
AUGGGCUCUGAGCUGAGAUGCCCCUGGGAGGUCUGUGGCAGCCUCUGUCGCACUGGAACCUGCACCGUCAGCGGGAGUCAUAGGAAAGACCCCGGGACACCACGGAACCCAGAAAUGAAAAAACAAUGGGAACACCAGAACAGUGAAGAUAAUCUCAAAAAACCCAAGGGAAAUCUAAGAAGUCAUGUGAUAAAGAGAUUCUGUGAAAGUAAAGAGGAUCAUCAAGGUGGAGAAACCUUCAAUCAGAUUCCAAAUGGUAUUGUGAACAAGAAAACUUCUCGUGUAAGACCACAUGAAAGAAUUGUAAGUAGAGAAGUCAGCAUGGUUCAUUCAUCCCUUAAUAGGUACAAUGGAGAUGAUGACACUAGACACAAGCCAUAUCAGUAUAAGGAAUAUGAAGAAAAAUCUAAUAUACAUAACAGAUGUGAGAAAGCCUUCAGUUAUCACCACUCCUCCUUUGAUUGUCCUAGUUCACGUCAAAGACAUGAAAGAAUGUAUGCUAGAGAGAAACCUUAUGAUUGUAAAGAAUGUGGAAAAACCUUCAGUUGUUUUAAAAGCCUUGUAGGACACAUGGUAGGGCACUGUGGGGAUGCACCUUAUAAAUUGUGCUUCAAAGACAUGAAAGAACUGACAUUGGAGAAAAGCCAUAAGAAUGUAAGAAUUGUUGUCAAGCCUCCUGUACGUGUAGUUACUGUCUAG